AUGGAUCGGCCUCAAAAUCGCCAGCCGCGGCCGCCAAGAGGAAACGACCGCGGUGGUCGAGGCGGCAGGGGCAACAGAGGCGGAAGAGGACGUGGUGGACGAGGCGGAGGAUCGGGCCACUGGGCACCAGCCACGCCGCAACAAUCCACCGGAACCGUGCCUACAACCAGGGAUGUUGUCCCCGGGGCCGGUGUUUUCAUAAUCCUCAAAGACGACCAGCCUACCGGGCAGGAAACGCGCGGUGUGGUGGGCGAGGUGCUCACGUCGGGCAACCAUCCCAGGGGCAUCAAAGUGCGUCUGCGCGGAGGCCAAGUCGGUCGAGUACAGCGCCUGGACAAGGCACCACUCGAUAAUGCAGACAACAGAGAAGAAAGACCUACCGGAGAUGACGCAAGAUCAUCCAAUGCACAGAUGAGUGCUGGUCCUGCGCGCGGAGGAGGCAGCGCGAGGUUUUCACAUCGAUAUACAGAUGUGCGCUACGAUGACUAUCUAGAAGGGCCGCCGGAGAGGAGCCUGGCCGAUUUCCUGCCAGCUGACUUUGGAGUGCCUGCUGCGGCCAAGAAGGCGGCAACACCGACUGUCAAAUGUCCCAUGUGCGAGGACUUUGAGGGCGACGAGACGGAAGUGACACAUCAUAUAGAUCAGGUGCAUCUCGUUUGA
Molecule: messenger RNA, 660 nt
Organism: Cordyceps militaris CM01
Lineage: Eukaryota; Fungi; Ascomycota; Sordariomycetes; Hypocreales; Cordycipitaceae
Exons: 1
Coding region: 1-660 (219 amino acids)
Source: RefSeq, a predicted model, not a curated record